Trifolium pratense (red clover) is the source of this 1565-nucleotide messenger RNA. RefSeq names its product syntaxin-71-like. Gene Ontology annotation, biological process: intracellular protein transport; vesicle fusion. Bases 475 to 1095 code for a protein of 206 amino acids. Gene Ontology annotation, cellular component: endomembrane system; SNARE complex. The record is from RefSeq and is a predicted model, not a curated record. The transcript has 9 exons. Lineage: Eukaryota; Viridiplantae; Streptophyta; Magnoliopsida; Fabales; Fabaceae. Gene Ontology annotation, molecular function: SNARE binding; SNAP receptor activity.
AACUAAAUCUUUUGUAAAAAAAAAAAUUAAAUCUAUUUAUCUUUGAAAGAAAAACGAAAAUCUCUUCAAUAAUAUGCAAUUAGGAUUCUUCUUCUGCAAUUAGGGUUCUUGUUCUUCAAUGGAUCCCAAAAAUGCAUCUACUAGAUCUCAUCUCAGUUCAAUCAAUUACACCAAUACAUCGUCACGCGCCCACGCGAAUUUCCCAAACCCAAAUCCUUCCCGUUCUUCACGAAUCCUAAUCGAAGAAGAUAUCAUCGUCUUCCCGGUCAUCGACGACGACAUUUACCAUCACCAUCGUUUUUCUCUUCACAAUCACCCCUUCUUUCUCAGUUCCAAUAUUCUCCAAUACGCAGAAGCCAAAACCCCCAAUUUUUUUCAUUGACAAAAAUCAGAAACGAUACACAUCUCCUAUCUGAUUAUUCAGCUGAAGCUGGGACUAGUGCAGAUUACUAUAAUUUUCAGCACAAUUCCACUAUGAUUUCAUCCAAUUACUGUUGUCAUAAAAUAUUUGGCGCCGCCUGUGUUAUUAUCUCAGAUAGGUCGAUUGAUUGUGUCCUUGCACAGUUGGUAAAGGGGCUUUCGUCGCAAGAAUUUGCUGCCCGUAAUGAUUUGGUUCUUUCAUUGCCAGAGAGGAUCCAAGCUAUCCCGGAUGGGACCCCUGCUGCACCCAAACAAACUGGAGGUUGUGGAGCUUCUGCCUCACGUCCUGAAAUUAAAUUUGAUUCAGAUGGCCGAUUUGAAGAUGGAUACUUUGAACAAACCAAAGAAUCAAGUCAGUUUAGGGAGGAGUAUGAAAUGCCUAAAAUAAAACAGGAUCAAGGUUUGGAUGUGAUUGCAGAAGGAUUGGAUACUUUGAAAAACAUGGCACAUGAUAUGAAUGAGGAAUUUGAUAAGCAAGUUCCACUGAUGGAUGAGAUUGACACAAAGGUGGACAAGGCAUCCUCUGACCUUAAAUAUACCAACGUUAAACUUAAAGACACAGUUACCCAGCUACGAUCCAGUCGAAACUUCUGUAUUGAUAUUGUUUUGUUGAUUAUAAUUUUGGGAAUUGCUGCCUAUUUGUACAAGCCCCAUCACGCGCAGCUGCUGUUCUAGAUAAGUGGCCUCCGCCCCCGAAAUUUUUUACGAAGAUUAAUGUUGAUGUUGCCUGCUUCCAGAAUGGAAUUCUAUGUUGGGGCUUGAUAGCUAGAGACCACUCGGGGUCGGUUUUGUUGCUGCAACAAAUUGUGAAGACAUUGAAGUUUCUCCGUUAGUUGCUGAAAUUAUGGAUGUUGAAGCAGUAGUGAAGUGUGUGUGUGUAUGGUGUUACUAAACAUGCUGCUAUUGCUGAUUUAGUCUUAGAUUGUUUAGAAAUUCUUGCAAGGCUAGAGAAUGCUAGUGUUAGUUUUGUUAAAAGAGCCUUGUUGGUUUAGCACUUUCUGUUGGUUGUAAGUCUUGGGAAGGCAAGGUUCCUGACCAAAUUAUAUCUUCUCUUUGUAAGGAUUUUCCUAUUUAUCAAUGAAAUUCCUUUACUGUCAAAAAAAUAAAGAAAGAAGAUAUUUGGAUGAUUUUGUUUAUCUCUGUCA